Rhipicephalus sanguineus (brown dog tick) is the source of this 9106-nucleotide messenger RNA. RefSeq names its product F-box only protein 6. Gene Ontology annotation, molecular function: ubiquitin protein ligase activity; protein binding. Gene Ontology annotation, biological process: glycoprotein catabolic process; SCF-dependent proteasomal ubiquitin-dependent protein catabolic process. Gene Ontology annotation, cellular component: cytoplasm; SCF ubiquitin ligase complex. The record is from RefSeq and is a predicted model, not a curated record. Lineage: Eukaryota; Metazoa; Arthropoda; Arachnida; Ixodida; Ixodidae.
GUGCAUUUACCUCGUGGCGAAUAAUAGAAAAUGGUGGUGAUGGAUGGAAGUAUGAAGAAACGCCAAAGGGUGCUGACCCCUUGCCUUUAGAUAAACAGGGAUGUUUUUCAACUUCGUAUGGACCAUGCAUGAAGGAGCAAGUCAUCAGUCUUGUGAAUGAGGGCGUUCUUCCUGAAAUAAUGGACAACUUCAAGCCACACAUUGAAGUCUCGGAAUGGCAUGCGGCUCGAUUUGACUGUGGCUGUGAGUACCGACUGACUGUCUCGCUCCUCAACGGCAAAAGGAGAGUGCUUCACGAGUACACCACUGAUCCCAUUCUGACGCUUCAGUGGGUUGGCCGUGAAUGGAAUCAAGUCACACAUGUUUUUCGUGACUACCCAUCGGGGGUGCGUUUUGUUCGGUUCCGGCACUCUGGUUGUGACACGCAAUUUUGGGCAGGCAAUUAUGGAUCCAAGAUGGCGGGAGGUGUCGUUCGCAUUCGUGGACACAAGCAGGAACCUGUAGCAGCUGAAACCAUUUCCGCAUAGCCUUUCUUUGUCUUGAGCAAGAAUGUGCUAAUGUAUGUUGAUUUGCUGUUUAGAAUGCUUCACCAUAGGCUGUUAUGUUAUACAAGCGGUGAACUUGGGCUCAAGUGCUCCUUAUUUAUAAAAUCAUUUGCUUAGUUGGAUGUUUCUAAACCUUUUGAAUGUAUUCUCUGUACCAUUAUGCUUUUUUCAAAACAGCUGAGCUUAAAAAUUUUGACUUGCAAGCAUGGACAUGAGAAACAGACAGCAUGAAUGGCAACUGUCGAAUGAAAGGUAAUGCUGUGGCAGAAAAGAGCAUUGACACAAAACUUAUUUGCUCAGAAAACAGUAAUGCCACUUGCCAGUCUGGGACACUUGAUGGCCUGCUCGAAAGAUAGACAUACGCAUUAAACACAUCUUUUAGACAUAUCUACAGAUUGCAGUGCACCAUUAUGCACCAUUUUCAGCUGCCCUCACUUUCGGACACCACUUGUGCAACCAGUUGAGUUGGCUGACAUCAUGGGCACUUUUUCUAACUUGUGAAUCAUAAUGAACACUUUAUAAUUUGUUGUAUUUAAAAUAAAACAGUAACAUAAGUAGAAUACACAUUCCCAGUAAACCUGGGAACAUGUGGUGUACGGCGAGCUUUGUUUGGCUGUGUUACGUGCUCCAUGUUGACAUGAACCAGUGUUGAUAUCUUGGUUUCUUUUCCCUAACACUAUGAACUGCCCCUACUGAAUUGUGGUCUGCAAAUCUAUUGAUUGAUGACAUGUCAAGCUGUGGCGGCAGUGCAUUAGUUAUCCAAUAGACACUAGGAUUCUCACAAUUGCAACCAUUGCUUCUUGCCAAUUUACGCUUACCAGUGAUUGUUGUCAGAGGCAUCAGCGCACCCAGGAUUUCUCUCAGGGGGGGGUUGAAAUUCUGAGAAGACUACAGGAAUGUAACGACAAAUGAAAUAUGUGAUACCAAAUAAUAAUAAUAAUAAUAAUAAUAAUAAUAAUAAUAAUAAUAUAAUAAUAAUAUCAAAUGUGAUGAUGACGAUGAUGAUGAUCUUUCAGCGUUUUGCAGCAAGAUAUUGAAAAUACUUGAGAGGGCCAAGAAACCACUCAGUGAAGCAGUGCACGUAGAAAAUAAACGGCAAAUUGAAUAAACCAAGGCGUAAUAUAGUUCCAACAAAUGUGUCUGGCAAAUACUUGUUUUUGCCAGACACAUUUGGACGAUACUUCAUGUAGUGAUAAGGGUGUUGACGUGCGGGCCGGCUGGUGAUCGCGCAAUGCUUUUAUAAAACAAAUGAUUACUAUGGUAGCGCAAACAAAUCGGACGCAAGAAAGGCACACGAGGACACCCGGCGCCGUGUGCCUUUCUUGUGUUCCAUUUAUUGUGUCUUGUGUCCGAUAGAAACAGUAAUCAGGAAAUGUCAUACAAACAAGCCCCAUUGGCAAGCUUAGCAGCUGAAAAAUUCUGCAACUGAAAAUUUUGUGCAUAAUGCGAGCAGAACAUCCUAUAUUAUACUUCUUUCGAGCCUUGCCAAACUACAAAUCUGAAAGUGUAUCGUAAAUAUUGAUUGUAAACUUUCUGGCAUUGAUUAUAAACAGUAUGCACAGGUCAGUGCAGCACACGUACAGUACAAUUCUCAGCUCACGGAUAAACUGCAUUGUAGCCACGCUUACCGAUUUGCCAUGUCAUUCGGGUGCACAGGUUCGGCGACUGAAGUAUACCCUCUGAUAAGUCACUGAUCGAUUGACGCAUCUGAAGGCGCUAUGUGCUGAGUCAUCGGUUCCUUUUUGGUCGUAAUCGGGCAUUCCGGUGUUGUUGUUGCUUCUCUUAAAUUGCAACACGGAAUCUUUGUCGGGAAGUAGGUGAGGAUCGUGUUCGACUAGCGCAUCAGCGAGAUUUCUGUGGUGUGGUAGCUCACUGUCGACGCAGACUCGCACAGCAGACACAGAAGCAAGUUCUAGCAAAGCGAACUUUUCCGUCCGAUGUACAACAUACAAAAAAGAAGUGGUAAAAAGGGAGAGAGCGAGAGUUGCCUACUGAAAAAAAAAAAGAAAGAAAACGUGGCACCCCAAUAUACCUUUCGCAUUCUCCAAAGCCCCUUUUUCUUGUCCCACGGCCUUCAAAACAUUUACUCAUUCUGCCAUGUCGUUUUACUCCUCCCGUCUUCGCAACGUAUGGAUUUCGCGUAGCAUUCAUGCUUGCUUGGGGUCCCUGCGUGUGUGCAGUACUGCGGCAUGGCUGGCGACGCACACACUGUUGCUCCAAGGCUUGCUCAGAAAUGCAGGAACGACAGUGUAUGUGCUUAAACUAAUAUCGUCAUGUGCUCGAGCUGUACGCUGUACGGAUCCGGGGUUUGCGGUCGCUUUGACGAAUGAGCCGCGUACUACGAGGUCGCCUUUCUUCUCGCCGCUCCAAUGCACCUCGUCCGUCUGCUGUCAACAAAGUUGACAGCAGACGGACGGUGGUGCCAUCAAAUUUCGAGGCUAUAACAAGCCUGUUGUGGGUUUCCUCUGUAUGCAGGGACACUCCACACGAAGGGUCGGACACAGCAAACGUUUAGAAUAUAUUUUAAUUCACUUCCAAAGUGUACCUAAAUGCUCAUUCUCCUGAUGGAGACCCAUCGCUAGCACGCCAACGCUGACGUAGCUCUGUAGGAAGGGCAACGAAAGUUGUAGUGACGUCACACCAGAUCUGCUGUAGUGACAUGAGUGACCUCCGGACUUUCGCCACCUCCGCAACGUACGUACCAGCUGUAGUGAACUAGAAUAUAUUUUAGUUCACUAUAGUACCGGCAAAACAUCGGUUGCUAAAUCACUCGCCAUGUUUCGAUCGCUUCCUGGCUAAGUGCGUCACAGCCUUGUGUGGUCACGUGGCCAAGCCUCCUACACUUCUACGUCACUGCCCAACCUCGGCGCCCAGAAACCGAAACCGAAAGUUGUUCACAUCAAAAGGCGAUAUUAAAUUAUUUAGCGAGAAUACAUGAAUCUUGGUGCGUGCAUCAUGCUUCCUGGAGCUAUAGCAAACGCUUACAGCAAAGAACGCGCAAGCCACAAAUUUGGUGGCACCACCCCUUUAAGAAAAAAUGCACGACCACCCCGCUGGCGACACCAUUUGCCUGCACAAAACGAAAGCCGCGAAGAAAACAGAAAACACUUGUUUCGAAGCGCCGCCGACGGCCUCUUAUCUUUGGAACUUUGAGUGAGCAUUAUCCCUACGUUUCGGAACCUAUACGGUUCCUUCUUGAGAGUUCGAGGGAGCGAGACAAACGAAGAAGGCUUCUUUUCUUGUUCGGCCGGUAUGAAAGGGUGAGUCAGGUGGCGGCGGUGACCGGUGGGAAUGAGUUGAAGAGUAAAAGGGGGUGGGAAGCUCCUUUGGCGUGUGGAUGUGUCGAGGUAAACUGUUAGAUGAGAGACAGGGAAAGGGAGAUACUUGGAGUGCCGGACUGUGUGAAGCUGUAAGCAGACAUCUUUUUUUCUUUUUUCUUAGGCUCUGCGCAGGGAAAAGCGAAGACACUACGUGUAGGUUGCCUUCAGCGUGGUUCACAAUUGGGUAGCUUGGAUCUGCCAGCAUUCAUAUUUCUGGUAAUUGGUUUCAGCUUCGAGGACUACAGUUUCAAGAAAAUUGAUUCGGCGGUCUGCGUCUUUGCAAAAUUGUGGACGUCUUUCCCGUCCUUCUUACAGGUUCUCAGUUCCGCUGAUGCAGCGGGCGUCGCAGCCAGUACAAGCAGUUUUGUUGAGGAUGCCUCGGGUUCGCUCUUCCGGUGGCCAGUCUUUUGGAGAAGGCAGAGAACGCGCUAUUGUGCUCGUAAUGCUGAAAACAUUUUCACGAACCGCCCGUCCCCAUCGUCGGCUGCGGGCCACGCGCUCGGAAGGGGGGGGGGGAUAUCAGCAAGACCGUUUCUUUUUCCUUCUUUUUUCAGCACCCUAUUACGCCGACGGCUUUUCGAACAUGUGGUUUUGCUUAGAAGUCGCGCACGCGGCGCCGUUUGCGGUUUCGAACUGGCUUCGGCCCGGGCUUUAUCCCUCCCGUUUCGGACUGCACGUGUGUAUGGCGCAAAUUACAGUUACAGUGCUACAGUGUACUAGCGCAAACGGACGGGCCAUUCACCAAAGCGAGAGCCGUAGAAGGCUCGACAAAGAAAAGAGCGGAGUAUGGAAGCAACUUGGAAAGGCUGCAGAAGGGCGGCGCGUCUAGCACUCACAAAGGGCUGCAGAAGAUGGUGGGGCAAGCGGGCGGUGUACUUUUGAAGCCCACACGUGCUUAAUGGGUGAAGUCAUUGGCGGACAUACGCGUCAAGUGUGAUCGAUGGCCUCAAAAGUUGGGCAGCAGUCCAGUAAGAAGGAGGAGGAAAAAAAAAAGAAAAAGAAAGUCCUGAUGGAUGUAGGGAUUGAAAUUUGUGUAUCUAAUACGAUUCCAUGUAUUUCCUCUCACAUGGUGACCGGAAAUUUGUUUGCAGAAUGUAAAGUUUGGCUUGAUCGAAAUUGUGGUCUUGUUGGUUGAAGUGUCUAUCCCACCUCAUUCUCAUUUUAUGUUUUGUAGAACCCAUUUAUGAUGAAAAAAGAAUGUCGGCAGGAGAGCGUGCAUUAUUGAGUAUUUAAAGGAAAACAAAGGUGCUCCGUGAAGGACACAAUUCGUGUUCAUUAUAAUAUCAAGGAUUUAAGAAAAAGUAAUGAGAAUGCCAUCGGCAUCGUAACAGGAAAUGUUCAUCACGCUUAAGCGAGUUUCGAUUCCAUAGCGAGUGAGGAAUUGAAUGUACAUGAAAACGCUUGUUAUUUCUAUAAAAUGAGUUUUAUGACGUAGAAUUUGAAAAAGUUGCACAUUCGAGGCAAAAGAAACAUAUACUUGUUGCGCAACUUCGUCGUCGCGCCAUUAGUGCCAUUAAACCAAGCCAUGGAUGUGACACCGACAAUUUGAUGGUAUUUAGGCACUUGAUAUUCUAAUCUCUAAUUGCAUUAGAAGCGUCCUAGUAAUCAAAUAUAAUUUGCGUGUGUGCAGGUGUGAACCUGUGUGAACCGGAUAAUAAUGUUUAUAAACGGUAAACAACACUGCGAACUCCUGUUCUGGACGUAUACAUGUAUGUAGCACUGCGUACACAGCUAGGUUAGCUGCUAUACGUAAUACUUUUUGAUGCCACAUGCUCUGUGCACCGACGUCUGUGGCUAAGUCACGCGCCGCAUUAUCAUUGUACACCGUCCCGUCUUAGACUUCUCCCGAGAAUCAAAUAAAAAAAAUGAAAAAGAACAAUACCUUGCUUCGAAGAUUCCGAACUAUCACCUUUGCUCUAUUGCAAAUCAGAGGGGGCAGGAAAAGAAGAGGGGUCAAACCGACGACCCGUGAAAGCAUCUUCUCUUUCGUCCAAAACUGCUUCACAGAACCUUCAGAGUCACAGAACUUGCGGUUUUCGCUCUUUCUGUUUAGGAGUAGAUGACCGAAUACAACACAUUAAAUGAAGGAAAUUCGACCUGAAACCACCUCAUGAAUUGAAAUGAUAACGUUAACAAGGCCCCCUGAACGUGUACGUUGGAUUCUCGGUGACAAUGACCGUGAAGCAGUUACGGGGGGGUCAGGUCGGCCUCGGGGGGGGGUUACGACCCCCAAACCCCCCCCCCCGUCGGUGCGCCACUGGUCAGAGGCAUUUAGUUGGCCCACAAUGUUCUUGGUUCUCUGCAUACCAGAGAAGAAAAUGUGAGUGGCCUGAAAAGAGCUUUACAGCACCCAGGAUUUUCACGACACCUGGUGGCAUAGGGCUUAACCAACUGCUUACGGCGGCUGUGGUACCAACCACUAAUGACCUCCCGUCAAUACAACUGAAGUUGUUGACGAAAAGCAGUGUUGAGAAGGAGGGCUCACUUGACACCAAGUGCUUCACUUAAGUUAUGGUGUGAAUAAUUUGAUAAUGUUGUGGGCUUACACAAAUUCAAAAUACUGUUUGAGGUACCUCCUAAUGCCUGGAUUUAUACAAUGGGCUGCCUACCAUACAUAGAAGUUAAAAUGAACUUUGCACACUAUGCCUCUACAACAUUCUGUGAAGUUGUUAGUGUGUUUUUGGGACACAUACGGGUCUAUUAUUUAUUGCAAGGGGUGGGUGCAGCGCCACGUAAGAAAAGGUUAGGAAAGUUAGACGACAGGAAUUACUAAACUUUAUUUUGCAUUGAUUGCAAAUGUAGAGCCAAUGUCCACUGCGGAAAAAACAGCCAGACAGUCGCCGGAGAACCGGUCAAAAGACGGCUAACAUUCCUAACCUGCUACACCUUGCAAUGAAAUACCAACUAGCCUGCAUUGAUAGCCUUGUUCAGUCUAUUAUUUAUCCCAACUAGCCAGCUCAGUUUCAGUCACUCUGUGGUUUGAAAUUUGCACGACCACACUAAGUGCAUUACGUUUGUGCUUUGCCAAAAAAUUCAAAUUUUCUUGUGUAAUGGAGCAACAGGAGUAUCUUGUUCCAAAGCACCGCCCCUGGGGCCAGAGGCCAAGUGCAGCAUUUGGGAUUACCAGGCAUGAGAGGAUGGUUCCUUGCAAAUGCUUCCUUACUGCCGGCAAUGUUAUUGUCUACACAGCAGCAGCACGAGGCAGUGAGAAGCUAUCGCAGAACGAAAGCGAAAAACCAGCAGCUAGCAUAAAAUGAGAUGUUGGGAUAAGAGACUGCUUUCAUUCAUACCUAAAACAAGGUGGUGGACAGCACCUGUGGCUUUCUUGACCGAUGAUGCUCUACAUUUUGAAUAUCUUAUUUUUCUUUACUGAAGUCAGGAAGGAUAAGUCAGUUGCAGAAAGUUAACUGUGUUUAUUCUUAUAGUCUUUUUGUCCUUUUCUUGUUUCUUUGGUGUUUUUUUUACAGCUUAAGCAUUUGUUUGUUUGUUUUUAUCCCGGCACCAUGGGGCCUAACAAAAGGUGUGGAUACAUAUGUGAUUGCGCGUGUAUUUCAGAUGACUUUGUUUUUUUUAGUUUAUGGGGAUUAGAUCAGUCAUUAGUGGAAAAGUUAAUUGAGGCCGAUAGUUCAGUUUUAGAACUAAUUACAGCUCAUAAACGUUAAAGAACAAUUUACCAAGGCUUUUAAGUGCUUACAAUAAAUCUAGGAUUGGUGUGUGUGCCCUUACCCAAUCGGAAUUUUCUUGCCUUAAUCAGAAGGACUAACAUUCUUACAUUCUGGAUCAGUUCAGUGUACAGUGUCUUGUAAAGAUUUGUAUCAUGUUUUAUUUUUUGUGAUGAUAAGAACAUUGUACGACUGCUCCGUGCGCAACUCUUCAUUCUGGACAACUGUUUUACUUUUGGAGGAUGUCACCUAGUGUUUGUCAUGUGGUUCUGUAAACUUGUGUUUUUUUUUUUCUUUUUGUAUUUUUGUCUAAAGCUAAUGGCAGCUCCGUGUCUGUGCUCAUAGGAGGCAGGGUGUUCUUUCAAGCUGUAGUUGCUUUUCGUCCCCCAACAUAUUGCACUUCAAUUGUACAAUUUUUUUUAGGCCACACAGUUACUUUUCACGACCACAUGGCCCUGGGGAGCACAUGCAACCGAUCAUUCAUAUGCAUAUGGAAUAUGUCAGCUGAUUUUGCAGUUGACUGAGCUCAUUAGGAGGUGGUGUGUAAGAGCCCUUGUGUUGGCAGUGUGAUCUUUCGAACUGUAGGGUACUGAUUGCACAGAUUAGUACUCUUUAUUGAGGACAGUGUGCAUGUUUUUCUGUUGAGGCCAUGUUGUAAUAUGCAAAAAGUGGUGUCUGGCCAUGGUGAAAAAGAUGACUCACUGUGUGGGUGGGUGUUGUCAUACUAGAUGAGGAAGAAAAUGAGCUGUUGUGCAGACAUUGUGAGGCGACAAUGAAGAAAACGGCCGCUGCCCAGAGCGAGCCUUUGAAGUAGAUCGGAGAGCUCGCUUCAGCAACAGAACGGGACAAGGCUCGGUUCUACUGCAAAGUGGUGCUGUCAUAUUACUAGUCAGGCAGAAAAGCAGAUGGAUGCGGGCACGUAUGUGUGUUGUGUACAGUGGCGGAUACAGCCAACCAUUUUGGGGAGGGAGGUUUGCUUGGUUUUGAGGAAUUGCUGUUUCUCCAGACUCCCACCAUAAUAGGCUGUUAAUUUGUGCUCACUGUGUUCCCACUCAUUUGUCAUAUCAGAUUCUCAACUCAUGAAAGAUUCAAGAAUUAAAACAUGACUGCCAUGUUUCAGAUGUAGGCAGGAUUUACUGCACUAAGUCUCGCAAUCACAAAAGUUAGUUCUUGAUAUGUUAUGGAGACCACGCAGUGUUGUUAUUAGAAUGAGUGAGUACUCACUGUGGUACUAUAGUAGCUAUAGAUGACAUUUUAAACUGAUGAUUGCACUGGGUGAAGGGCACAGUUAUUAGAUUGAAGCUGUCUUUGCCUAACAUGUGCCAUAGUAGCAGCAGGAGUCUGCUGAAGCGCCAUUGGCUGAGCCAACAGCUCACGUGGUCUUGCUUUUACCAAUCAGCUGUGCCAAAGACGAAGCAUAUUGAGCUCACGUAACACCUGGUAUAACUAAGCUAGCUUUGCUGUCCAACCAUCUUCACGGAGUGGAUGGGCCAAUGAUUUUUCCAUUACAGACACAAAAGUGUUGCAGUUAUGAAGAUUGUUUUAUUUUUGCACUAUAAAUAAAGGUUCUACAAUUUCA